AUCAUGAUGGUACGUGAGCUUUGUCUUCUAUAUCCUCCACCUUUCCCGUCAAUUAUUGCACAUAAAAAUUCCAGAGAACCCCACCGUUCGCAGAUGCUAACGUCUUCAUCUCUAACUCUAAGCUCCUAAAAAAAACCAGAGGUAAAAAAAGAAAAAAAAAAACUCAAAAGCAUAAGCUGCAGCAAGACCCACUCUCCCCCGCCAUGGAGAGCGCCCCUACCAUUAUCAGCCGACCACCGCCUCCCUUCCCUGCACCGCCCCGCAGCGUCGAUUUGUCCCCGCUUGAAUUCGUUCUCGCUCUCGUCGCCGUGGUCACCAUCCCCGCCUUGGUCUACACCUUCUUCUUCGCCGUGAAGUGCCCUCCCAACCCUUUUCGACGACGCCACCGGAGCUUCUCCGGGAGACUCUCCAGCGACAACGAGGGGAGCAUCAGCAGCAGAGAGGUGGUUUCGGAUGUGAAGUUUGAGAAGGAAACCCAUGUCAAAGACGUUGAAGGUGAGUGUCCGGUGUGUUUGUCAGUCUUUGCCAACGGCGAAGAAGUGAAGCAGUUGAGCGUCUGCAAACACUCUUUCCAUGCUUCUUGCAUCGAUUUGUGGCUCAAUUCUCAUUCUAAUUGUCCGGUUUGUCGUGCUUCUAUCGCCGUUAAGCGUCCUAAAGGCACGGCCUCGGCCAGAGAUGAAGAUAAUCAGCAAGGUUUGCCGGAUGCCUCUGCCUUGGUUUGACAGUAUUUACCAAGAUUAUUCUUGAUCUUCCUCUCCUUUAUUUUUCUUCUUCUUUUGGAAAAGUGAGUGCUUUUUUGUUUGGCGAGAAGGCAAUUAACUGUUUUGCUUUUUCACUACUUCACCGAAAAAAAAAA
Molecule: messenger RNA, 856 nt
Organism: Juglans regia (Persian walnut)
Lineage: Eukaryota; Viridiplantae; Streptophyta; Magnoliopsida; Fagales; Juglandaceae
Product: RING-H2 finger protein ATL33
Exons: 1
Coding region: 204-722 (172 amino acids)
Biological process (GO): protein ubiquitination
Source: RefSeq, a predicted model, not a curated record